Cotesia congregata is the source of this 344-nucleotide messenger RNA. NCBI's taxonomy places the organism in Eukaryota, Metazoa, Arthropoda, Insecta, Hymenoptera, Braconidae. The record is from the annotation of a GenBank genome assembly.
UGCGAAUUUUUAUAAAAAAUUUAACUUUUUGUUUAAAUUUUUGGGGGAAUAAUAAAAAUACUUACCUUAAGACCAGGUGUAUGGGCAAAAUAAGCUUCUGGACUCUGCGAAUGAUAGAGAGCUCCAUGUCCAACAGCUCCACAAGUUACUUGGUCAAAUGCUGGAUAAAUGUAAUCAGCAAAUUGAAUUUCGGCGAUCGCAGUAACACCUUGAUUAGCGAGUCCAAUUCCAAAUCCAACGAUUCCUUGCUCAGAUAACGGAGUGUUGAACACUCGGCUAUUGCCAAACCGAUCUUUUAAGCCAACUGUGCAACGGAACACGCCACCGAAUGCGACGUCUUCGCC